AAGGACCUAGCUCUCAGCCAGUAUUUCUCCCGGAAACACGAUCCAGCGAUAGUCUUUCAGAGACUCUUCUCCUCAGCUACAAUAUCUCUUUCUACGUUACAAGCUCGUUCGAGACUUUUGUUUGGGUGCUUCUGCCAUCAUGUCGUCUCCGAGGUACGCGGAAGGUCAGAAGGUUGAGUAUUAUCCUAUUGGAGGUGAGAAUUCGCCUUUACGCUAUCUGUAUGAAUGGAUGGAUGGAUGGAUGAGAUUGGAUGACUGGUAGAAUAGGUAAAUCCAGGACCUCAACUAGCACUGGAACCAUCACUCGAGUCAUGACUGAGCCAGAUGCUGCCGGCUCCACUGGUGUCAUGGUGAAGGCUUCUUUCGAUGACCCCCGCUACGAGGCACGUCCGUCUCGUCAUUCGUUAUUUUGUUACACUGAACAUUACUAAUGUCUGUUAGAUCGAGAACGACAACACGGGUAAGAGGUCGGCGGUCAAGGAGGAUAAUAUAGAGAGAACUAUUGAGUGA
Messenger RNA from Tuber aestivum (summer truffle), 510 nucleotides. Lineage: Eukaryota; Fungi; Ascomycota; Pezizomycetes; Pezizales; Tuberaceae. The record is from the annotation of a GenBank genome assembly.